AUGAUAAAUACUCGAUGGCUUCAGCGUGGCUCCAUGUUCGUAUUAUCGCAACCGCAAUUUUUAAAACUAAUUCAAGAAGAAAACGGUUGGGUGGCCGAAUCCCUGCUGGAUCUGGGCGCAGGCGAUGGAAAAGUGACCGCCCAUCUGGCCCCCAUGUUCCAAAAAGUCUACGCCACCGAAGUUUGCAACACCAUGAGCAUUUUAGAAUUGGAAAACUGGCACGAAGAAAGAAAAUUUGACCUUAUAUCAUGCCUUAAUCUAAUAGAUAGAUGUGAUAAACCUCUAGAAAUUCUACAAAACAUAAAAACAUCUCUUAAACCUGAUGGUAGAUUAUUAUUGGCUGUGGUUUUACCAUUUUCACCUUAUGUAGAAUCAGGUUCCCCUUAUAACAAACCAGAAGAAUUAUUGCCAAUCAAAGGUCAAACUUUCGAAUCACAAGUUCAAAGCGUUAUCGAAGAUGUUUUUAUACCAUCAGGAUUUUCUGUAAUAAGUUGGAGCAGAAUACCAUAUUUAUGUGAAGGAGAUCUACAACAAUCCUAUUAUUGGCUUGAGGAUGCUAUUUUUGUACUUAAAGUUGCGUAA
Messenger RNA from Brassicogethes aeneus, 582 nucleotides. NCBI's taxonomy places the organism in Eukaryota, Metazoa, Arthropoda, Insecta, Coleoptera, Nitidulidae. The record is from the annotation of a GenBank genome assembly.